Lachancea dasiensis is the source of this 3102-nucleotide messenger RNA. Lineage: Eukaryota; Fungi; Ascomycota; Saccharomycetes; Saccharomycetales; Saccharomycetaceae. The record is from the annotation of a GenBank genome assembly.
AUGGACGAAAUUCCAUUUACUGAACCUCUCAAGGCCCGGGUUAGUUUCAAUUAUGAAUUUGGGCUAGGGUGUUUCAUUUCUAGCGAUCUUUUCAAUCAUUUUGUAAACGCGAAUACAAGUUUACAAGAUGGAAAAGAGGCAACCGAUACGGUGCUAGUAAGUGUCCUCUUGGGCAGCUACAGGUCCUACUCCAGGUCGAAGCUGGUAUACUGUAGACAAAAUCCAGAGCUUGAUGCUGAGUCUGUGCUGCUACCUGCUCAACUCUUUGGGGUCCUCAAAGGUCAGCCAGCAGUUGACUGGGGCGAGCUAUGGCCCUAUGAAGGCUCAAUCCCGGUUUUAGAUUCUAUCGCUAUCGCCACACAACCCAUAUUAUAUGAUCGUCUAAUGGAAUUACCCGAUGCUGGAGACAGAUUUAACUUUGUGAAACUGAAGGCAUCUAUGGAUACCAGUGCCAUUUUGCAUGCGGGGGAUAUUCUGUUAGAUCAAUGGUGCCAUGUUGCAGAUUGCUCGCCACAACAUCAAGGUUUGAUCAAAAGCAACGUCACAAAUGUGUUCUUCAUUAGAGAUGGCAAGAGUCAAAUGCAGCAUAUUGCAGACCCUAUGGCCGAUUUAAGAUUGAUCCACAACCCUUCUAAAAGACUCCCUUUGAAAUGUUUGAACUCUCCCGUAAAGCCUGAGCUUUUACGCCCGCAUUCAUUAGAUGGAGAGGACGAUUCACUAUUUGUCUUUGCCAGUUGCUCCUUGUUUCUCGAGUUGGGCAUGAGCAGUGGGACGUAUGUUACAUUGGUCUCGGAGGGUGUAUCAAAAAUGGCGAAGCUCAUGGUUUUGCUUUCCCCUAAUGAUUUGGAGCCUGGCUUCCUCUACGUAUCUCCACGUCUUAUGGCGAUUUUCCGGAAUUGUAAUGAGGUACAAAUUGAGAAAAUUACGCUCGCUACAAGGCAUCCCCCUGUCGCAUCUAUGGUAUCCUUAGCUAGGAUUGGUUCUUGGAAUAACUGCCAGAAAAUAUUCGAGAAUAUUAUAUCAAGCAACUUGAUCGCCUUUCUGACACAAAAAAAUCGCCUGUUGAAGGUUGGUGACCAGCUGCCCAUAACGUUUGACUCAAAUCUGGCACCUUUCUAUUCCAAAGACUUUACCGAGCUCGACAUCAAUGGACAAGAUGACUCCAUUGCUUGGUUCAGGGUGGAAACUGUCGAAGUUGAGGAUAAAAUCGCCUACCGUAACGAGGUGAAGAUUGACAGCAAAAAAACGACGCUUCUAACUCAAAGUUUAGUGGCUGGCUCACCAGUUUUACUGCCUAGAUGUGACUACGUAUCCUAUUAUGGGCUGCCUUCCAUUUUCCGCUAUGAUCUCACAGUUUUUGACUACGCCAAACGUUUUCAGGAGAUUGCCAAGGUAGCCUUUAAGUUAUACGAUGCUGGCGCUCCAUCUCUGACUUCCGUCAUUCUACAAUCGUCAACCCCAGGCGUCGGAAAGAGUACCUUGGUAAGGUUUGUCGCACGCGAGCUGGGAGUAAAUCUGAUAGAAAUUGAUUGCAUGUCAAUUACAUCAGCACAAGGGUCCAUAGAUGCCAUGAAUAAGACUGUAGGCUACCUGAGAGCUAAGCUGGAACCACUACUCGCCUUCGUGGCUCCUUCGAUCGUCUAUUUGUCUCAUUUGGAUUCUGCAGCCGAAAAAGCGGAUGAACUCCAGGAUUUGGGCAGUGCCAGAUUAAACAGGUCUCUAGCGUUAGAAUUAGCAUCCGUGGUUGAUUAUUGUAACUCGCAGGGUGCCAUAUUCGUAGGCUCUGUAGAAGAUGUUGACAAUUUACCAGAUGCCCUACGAUCGAAAAUCCACUUCACCCUAGAUAUUCCUGUGCCCAAUGAGCUGCAACGACAGCAUAUUUUUGAGUGGAGCCUACGGAAACAAGUUCUUAAUCACAACAAUGGAAAUCAUCUAAAUUUUGCUAAGAGCCCGCUAUUAUCAAUUUCCAAGCUUGCCCAGAGAUCGGCGGGCCUCUCUCCCUAUGAUAUAAAAUCGAUAGUUCAAAAUGCAAUGUCGACUUCGUUGAGUAAAGCUCUUUCCAAUGAUCACUUGCAGGACGCUUAUAUUUCAAACGGCGGCUUUAUUGCAAUCGAAGAGCAAGAACUGCUUUCGUCUAUAGAAAAGGCAAGAGAUGAGUUUUCAGAUUCUAUUGGAGCCCCAAAAAUUCCAAAUGUAUCGUGGGCCGACAUCGGUGGUAUGGACAUGGUAAAGGGUGAGAUUAUGGAUACGAUCGAUUUGCCACUCAAACACCCAGAGCUGUUCUCGUCGGAAUUGAAAAAGAGAAGUGGUAUAUUGUUCUACGGGCCACCAGGAACAGGUAAGACACUGUUAGCCAAAGCCAUCGCUACCAAUUUUUCUUUGAACUUCUUUAGCGUAAAGGGCCCUGAACUAUUGAACAUGUACAUUGGAGAAUCUGAAGCAAAUGUUCGGCGUGUGUUUCAAAAAGCGCGAGAUGCCAAGCCCUGUGUCAUUUUUUUCGACGAAUUGGAUUCCGUGGCACCUAAAAGAGGAAAUCAAGGUGAUUCAGGUGGUGUGAUGGACCGUAUUGUGUCCCAACUUUUAGCAGAGUUGGAUGGUAUGAGUACGGAUUGCGACGGCGUGUUUGUUAUUGGAGCAACCAAUAGGCCAGAUUUGCUUGACGAGGCCCUAUUAAGACCAGGCAGGUUCGACAAAUUAUUGUAUCUAGGAAUUUCGGACACAAAUGAGAAGCAAGAAAAUGUUUUGAGAGCCCUGAGCAGGAAAUUUACGUUGGAUCAGGACGUUGAUCUGGCGAAAAUUGCAGAUAUAUGUCCAUUCAACUACACAGGAGCUGAUUUUUACGCGCUUUGUUCAGAUGCAAUGUUAAACGCCAUGACAAGAGUUUCAAAAGAUGUAGACAAAAAAGUACUGUCUUAUUCUCAGAAAGUCGGUAGAAAUGUUUCAACACGCUAUUGGUUUGACAAGAUUGCAACAGAAGAAGACUCUGAUGUGGCGGUCAAGAUGGAAGACUUUUUAAACGCACAAGCAAAUCUCACACCAAGCGUUUCGCAAGAAGAACUUGCACAUUACUUAAAGGUCAAAUCAAACUUUGAAGAUUUUUGA